Messenger RNA from Kwoniella shivajii, 864 nucleotides. RefSeq lists its product as uncharacterized. The record is from RefSeq and is a predicted model, not a curated record. The coding region runs from base 1 to 864 and encodes 287 amino acids. Gene Ontology annotation, molecular function: poly(A)-specific ribonuclease activity; nucleic acid binding. NCBI's taxonomy places the organism in Eukaryota, Fungi, Basidiomycota, Tremellomycetes, Tremellales, Cryptococcaceae. The transcript is spliced from 7 exons. Gene Ontology annotation, cellular component: CCR4-NOT complex; CCR4-NOT core complex; P-body.
AUGACAUCUCUACUAAGACCCACAAGAGGGGAUCCAGGAAUACACGAGGUAUGGGCGGAUAACCUAGAAACUGAAUUUGCUGCUUUGAGAGCAGCAGUAGAUCAAUAUCCUUUCAUAUCAAUGGAUACCGAAUUUCCUGGAAUAGUAGCUAGACCAAUAGGGAAUUUCAAAACUGGAUCAGAUUAUCAUUUUCAAACAAUGAGAUGUAACGUUGAUAUGCUGAAGAUGAUUCAAUUGGGAAUAACGCUAUGUGAUGAAAAUGGAAACUCUCCAGAGGUUUCGACGUGGCAAUUCAACUUCUCUUUCAACUUGUCUGACGAUAUGUACGCUCCUGAUUCCAUCGACCUACUGAAAAACUCAGGGAUUGAUUUCAAGCGGAAUGAAGAAGAAGGAAUUGACGUAGAAUAUUUUGGAGAAUUGUUGAUAACGUCAGGAUUGGUAUUAUUCGAUAAUGUCAAAUGGGUAUCUUUCCACUCCGGAUACGACUUUGGCUACCUACUGAAAGUCCUGACUUGCGAACCCCUACCUGCCGACGAAACAGAUUUCUUUAAUCUACUAUUCCUCUGGUUCCCGUGCAUCUAUGAUAUCAAACAUGUUGUGAGGUCGGUGAAGACAUUAAGAGGUGGUUUACAGGAAAUAGCUGAGUCUUUAGGGGUAGCAAGGAUAGGACCUCAACAUCAAGCAGGAUCAGAUUCGCUCUUGACAGCAGCAGUAUUCUUUAGGAUAAGGUCAAAUUACUUUGACAAUAACCUGGAUAACGAUUACUACAAGAAUUAUCUUUAUGGUUUUUCAUCCGGUCGACAUGGCAAAAUAUCACCUCCAUCAGGUACAACAGGAUUAAUAGGGAAUGAGAAGCCAUAUUGA